Cynara cardunculus var. scolymus (artichoke) is the source of this 309-nucleotide messenger RNA. RefSeq lists its product as uncharacterized. The coding region runs from base 1 to 309 and encodes 102 amino acids. Lineage: Eukaryota; Viridiplantae; Streptophyta; Magnoliopsida; Asterales; Asteraceae. The transcript has 2 exons. The record is from RefSeq and is a predicted model, not a curated record.
AUGGUGGUGGUGACGGUCGACAAUGAUGGAGGAGGUAGUUUGUGGCCGACGUCGUGGAGGUGGUGGUGGUGGUGGUGGGCAAUGGUAGUGGUAGUUGAUGUUAGAGAUGGUGGUGGUGGUGGUGGUAGACGGUGGUGGUCGGUGGCCGGCGAUGGUCGUGGAGGAUGUGGAGAUGUGGUGUUGGUGAUGGGCGGUGGUAGUCGGUGGCCAACGGUGGUUGUGAAGGUAGAGGCAAUGGUUGUUGGUGGACGACAGUGGUUUGUGGAUGACGUAAAGAUGGUGGAUAGCGGUGGUGGUGGCAGUCGAUAA